Monodelphis domestica (gray short-tailed opossum) is the source of this 2056-nucleotide messenger RNA. RefSeq names its product zinc finger protein 300-like. Lineage: Eukaryota; Metazoa; Chordata; Mammalia; Didelphimorphia; Didelphidae. Gene Ontology annotation, biological process: regulation of DNA-templated transcription. The record is from RefSeq and is a predicted model, not a curated record.
UUCGGGAGGAGGGGAGGGAGGGCCGAGAGGGCCAGAGGAGGGUGGGGCGUUUGGAGCCCGGACUGCCCUUCCCCCGCCUCCCCCUUCUCUCCUAGCCUCAGUUCCUCAGUCUGUGAAAUGAGCGACGCUGCCUUCUGGGACACCCCAGGCCUGGGAGCGGGGAGCAUGGAGGAGUGUGGAGAGGGCCCUGAGCUCCUCCCCUGCAGGCCCCCCCAGGCCUCCGUGACGUUCAAGGAUGUGGCCGUGGACUUCACCUGGGAGGAGUGGAGGCUCCUGGACCCUCCCCAGAAGGAGCUGUACUGGGAGGUGAUGCUGGAGAACUACAGGAACCUGGUCUGCCUGGGCCUUGCAGUUUCUAAUCUCAACAUGAUCUCUCAACUGGAGUCGGGGGAAUCACACUGGAUUCCAAGGGGCAGCAUCCUAAGAACUAUCUGGCCAGAUGAGUUUAUGAGAUGCACGUGCUGAAGGGGACCACGCCAGGGGACAUGUGAUUCUGUGACUCUUCAGUCCUGCCACUUGGAUUGGGACACCAGGCCUCAGAGCAAGGACUCAACUUCAAAAAUGAGCUUUUCUAUGGAAGACUUUUCCCAGCAACCAUUUUUGUGGUAUGAUCCUCGAAUGUCCAAGCUGGGGAAAGCUUGGGAGUAUAAUGGCAGGUUAAAGAAAGAGCAGAGCGAGGAGGAGAAACCUUUUAGACAAGUCAAAGGAAUCCAAACAGAACCUGCCAUUGAAGUGAGCGCCUCUGAACACAGUCAAUCCAGCCAGAAUUCUAGCCCAGAGCCAGGCCUUUUUCCAGAACAAGAACUCUCGGUAGUUUUGAAUCUCCAUAAAAAUAACCAGGCAGAGAACUUCACCGUGUAUUCAGACCAAGGACACUAUAAUCAAACUUAUCCGAAGAAGUAUUCUAAGGUUGGCAAAUGUCCGAAAACCUUGGGUUAUGAUUUGGACCACGUUAACAAAUAUAGAAUUCAUGCUGAAGAGAAAGUUCAUGAAAGUGGGAUUUCUUCCCUCCAGAAUAACAAACUUGCUUUACACCAGAGAGCUGGUACAGGAAGAAAAUGUAAUGAGUUGAGUAAUUGUGUGAAGACAGGUCAUCAUCAUCAAGACUCUAGUAUUUGUAUUGAAAACAGAACUUAUAAAUGCAGUGAAUGUGGAAAGGUUUUUCAGCAGAAAGGAAGUCUUACACUACACUACAGAAUUCACACUGGAGAGAAACCGUUUGAAUGCAGCCAAUGUGGAAAGGCUUUCCGCCAGAAGAUAGAUCUUAUCCGACAUUAUAGGAUUCAUACUGGAGAGAAACCUUUUAAAUGCAGUGACUGUGGGAAAGCUUUUCCCCGGAGCACAACCCUGACUCUGCAUUAUAGAACUCAUACUGGAGAGAAACCCUUUGAAUGCAGUGAGUGUGGGAAGACAUUCCGACAAAGCUCUAAACUUUGUCUGCACCGGAGAUCUCAUUCGGGCAUAAAACCUCAUGAAUGUAGAAUAUGUGGGAAAGCCUUCUCUCAGAAGUCUGAUCUGACUCGUCAUGGUAGUAUUCAUACUGGAGAGAAACUUUAUGAAUGUGGUGAAUGUGGGAAAGCCUUCACUCAGAAUACAGGUCUUUCAUUGCAUAAGAGAACACAUGCCAGAGAGAUAACUUAGAAUGUCAUGAAUGUGGAUAGGCCUUCCCCUGAUUCUCAGCACUUAAUCAACCUGAAAGAAUUCAUGCUAGAAAGGAACCUCAUUAAUAAAAUCAUCAAAAUUACACUUUUCCCUGAAAGGGACUCUUUGAUAUAUUUACCUAAUAUUAGAAAGGAACUGUAUAAUUAGAAUUUUCCACCCCAGGACUCUCCCAGCAUCCCAUUUGCAUAUUUAUGCUACCGUACUAAUGUAGGGAAGAUAUAAGUUUUAUGUAGCUCUGCCCUAAUGCUCUCCUUUUCCCAGGAACAUGGUUUGUAGAGGUUGGGUGAGUGCCAGGCAGGAGAAUUUGACUCACGUGCCUUUUCUUAGGCUUUCAGAUUUUUGUUCUUUUAUUUCUUCUACUUAAAUGAUUAAUAAUAAAUCUUAUAAAAUAUAA